Scutellospora calospora is the source of this 149-nucleotide messenger RNA. The record is from the annotation of a GenBank genome assembly. NCBI's taxonomy places the organism in Eukaryota, Fungi, Glomeromycota, Glomeromycetes, Diversisporales, Gigasporaceae.
AACAACAAGAAAAAAUUGAUAAACAAUUUGUCCAAAAAUUAGAGAAGAAAAAUAGAAUAAUUAAAGAAUUAACUCGUUACAAUGAAGAACUAACUCGUUACAGUGAAGAAAUAACUCGUUACAAUGAAGAACUAAUUGAAUACAAUGAA